Messenger RNA from Camellia sinensis, 2065 nucleotides. RefSeq names its product Plasma-membrane choline transporter family protein. Lineage: Eukaryota; Viridiplantae; Streptophyta; Magnoliopsida; Ericales; Theaceae. Gene Ontology annotation, molecular function: transmembrane transporter activity. Gene Ontology annotation, cellular component: membrane. Gene Ontology annotation, biological process: transmembrane transport. The record is from RefSeq and is a predicted model, not a curated record.
GGUGUUCAGUUAUUGUGUCCAGUCCACUUUCAUUUUCGAAACGUCUUUUUUUUUAAUUAUGCUUUCUUCUGUCUCUCCUCUGUCUAUUCAAAACCCUAAGUAUUGAUCCAUUUGAUCCCCAAACAAUGCUCGACUCUUCCAAUCCCAUCCUCACCCUCCAAUCACUCACUCCACGAUGAGCGACUCUCAAACCCCCUCCUCCUGCUCUUCUUCUUCCUCCUCCGACGACUCCGGUUCACUCGCCGCCGCCCAACGGAAUGUUGGGCGGAUUCAUAGAAGUGCCGGCGGUGGUGAUUCGCGGUCUCCCGGAUUGGCUCUGGAGGGUCUGCGUCAUUGGCGGGAUGUUUUCUGGUUAGGUGUAUUUAUGUUGCAUAUGAUUGGGGUAGGUUUAAUUCUCACAGUUCUUGGGCUCAAUAGGUUUAAGAAGAAGGAUAGGCUUAACAUUGACAAGUACACAAUGAGGUUUCUUGAAAACCAAGCAGGUUUAACAGAGGAUUACUGGCCGUUAUAUGCCGUUGCUGGUGGAGUUGGGACGGUUAUUGGGUGGGCCUGGUUGUUAUUGCUUGGUUCACGUGCAAAUCAAAUGAUGAAAUUUGCGGUUCACAUAUUGACUACUUAUCUCGCUGUUAUUAGUGUGUUGUGUUUUUGGGGCAAACAAUUCUUCUGGGGUGUUGCUUUUGCUGUUGGAGCUGCAUUGCAAUUCUUGUAUAUCAUAUCAAUUAUAGACAGGCUUCCAUUUACCAUGUUGGUUCUGCAAGGAGCUGUUAAGAUGGUGUGGAGUCUUCCCGAGGUUAUGAGAGUAGCAUGCACAUUCAUGUUAGUCAUGCUUUUAUGGCUAGCACUAUGGUCUUUCGGUGCAGCUGGUGUUGUGGCUUCAAGCAUGGGUGAUGGUGGACGUUGGUGGCUUCUUGUGGUAUUCUCUGUAAGUUUAUUUUGGACAGGUGCAGUUCUCUGUAAUACUGUUCAUGUUAUUGUGUCUGGGAUGGUGUUUCUUGUUCUUAUCCAUGGUGGUCGAGAAGCGGCAUCAAUGCCUUCCAAGCCACUGUUGAAGUCUCUGCGGUAUGCCAUGACUACUUCUUUUGGUAGCAUCUGCUAUGGAUCACUCUUUACAGCUGCUAUCCGGACAUUGCGGUGGAAGAUUAGGGGAUUCAGGUCAAAGAUCGGCAACAAUGAGUGUUUGCUGUGCUGUGUUGAUUUCCUGUUUCAUCUUGUGGAGACUCUGGUUCGUUUUUUCAACAAGUAUGCCUAUGUCCAGAUUGCAGUUUACGGCAAAAGCUUUAAUCACUCAGCAAGAGAUGCCUGGGAAUUAUUCCAAUCAACUGGUGUUGAAGCACUCAUUGCCUAUGAUUGUUCGGGUGCUGUUCUACUGAUGGGUACUCUUUUAGGUGGGCUUAUUACCGGAACUUGUGCAGGAGUUUGGACAAGGAUUAAAUAUCCUGACAGAGUGAUUAUGGUGGGCUCUACGGCCAUGUUGAUGGGAAUGAUCUUGGUUGGAUUGGCAAUGGUGGUUGUGGAAAGUGCUGUUACAUCAAUAUACAUCUGUUAUGCAGAAGACCCCUCCUUGAUACAUAGAUGGGAUGCCGAAUUCUUCAACCAGAUGACAGAGACUUUACACCAGCGUCUGCAACAUAGGAGUGCACGAGCAAGGGAAGUAUUGUCCCAUGGUGGGCUUGAUGCCCGCUUUGAAGAAACAGUCCCGGUUUGAAAACUUGCCAAUGUUUAUAAAAUGCAGUGUAAAUCAGUUCUGUCAUAAUGUAUUCAUCGUCUAAGUUAGGGUUGGGCCAAGAAGCUCAAUUCAUAUCGCAAUCAUUGUCAUUGACAUUGUGUUAUUGUGAAGAAGCUCAAUUCAAGAAGCUCUUGGGUAGCAGAAGCUGUCUCUAGCCUCCAGUGGGAGGGGAGGAUCUGGGUUUUAAACACUCCAUCCUGAAAAAAUUUGCCUCCAAAUUGACAACCCUACAUGGAACAGAAUUAGAGGAUGGCAUGGGCGUGACUUGCUGCACUCCUUGUUUUGUAUUCAAUUUCUAUGUUUAAUGGGUUUUUAAUGUUUCAUGGGAUUUUAAAGCUU